Messenger RNA from Gymnodraco acuticeps, 1334 nucleotides. Its product is annotated as twist-related protein 2-like. The transcript has a single exon. Gene Ontology annotation, molecular function: DNA-binding transcription factor activity, RNA polymerase II-specific; RNA polymerase II transcription regulatory region sequence-specific DNA binding; protein dimerization activity. The coding region runs from base 367 to 993 and encodes 208 amino acids. Gene Ontology annotation, biological process: developmental process; regulation of transcription by RNA polymerase II. The record is from RefSeq and is a predicted model, not a curated record. Lineage: Eukaryota; Metazoa; Chordata; Actinopteri; Perciformes; Bathydraconidae.
CGAGACAUGAGAACGGUUGGAUUUGCCGAUGCAGUGCACUCUGACAGAAGCUGAAAAGAUACCAUUGGCACGUUUCCACAUGUGUAGAUGAAGAGGCAAUGUGGAAAUCCAAAGCCGAGUGCUGAUUACCUACCCAUUUCGAAUUGGCAUGUUCGGCAAAGCUGAUCACUUUUGGAAAAGAAGAACAACACAUCAGAAGGCCGGAGAAACGUAACAGGGGGAGUUCCCUGAAGACAAACAGACAGGAGGAAAACAGUGAGGGAAGAAGGGGGGGGAGUGGAGAAAGAUAUAGUGAAGGCAAGAGAGAAGCACUGGAGAUAUUCAGAAAAGUGAAGGGUUGAGAGUCCCAAGAGAAGACAGAAAAUCAUGCGAGAGGAGGAGCAGUCCAAUGAUGACCACCCCGAGGGAGGGGUGGUUUCCAGUGAGGAAAACACAAGAAGAACACCUUCUAACGCCUGCCCUGUUGUCGUAGCAACACCUGGGGUCACCGGGCGUAAACGGCAGACGGGCUCAAAUGCGGAUGAUCAACUUACAACUCCGACUACAUCUGCACACGAUGGCAAGAUCAAGCCAGGGGAGGACAUCCAGACCUUCACCCUAACCAGACCGAAAAGACCCAAGAGGAGUCCUCAAGAUCGGUCACCUUCCUCGGCAACGUCCCUUUCUCCUGGCCUGAGUCCCGGAAGUCUGGAGGACCCUCACGGGCAGCGGGUGAUCGCCAACAUCCGAGAGAGACAGCGUACGCAAUCUCUGAAUGACGCCUUCACAUCGUUGCGUAAAAUAAUCCCAACACUCCCCUCUGACAAACUGAGCAAGAUCCAGACCCUUAAGUUGGCGUCGCGCUACAUCGACUUUCUGUACAAGGUUCUGGAGAAUGACGAGAUGGACACCAAGAUGGCUGGAUGUAACUACCUGGCCCACGAGAGACUGAGCUACGCCUUCUCGGUCUGGAGGAUGGAGGGGGCCUGGUCAUCCAUGUCUGCUGGCCACUAGCCCCUUUUAAGGGUUAUCUUUUGACUGUUGCUGUAAAAUGUAUGAUGAAUUCCACUUGACAAGGAAAUACUCUAACUUGACGCAAAGGGGCGGAGGAGUGUCAGCUCACCUGUGGACUAUUUAUCACAUCAACUUCUUCGGUUUGCCUUAAUGAUGUCAGAAAGACUUAUUUACAUUGACAUUUGCAGUAGGAAGAAGCUGAUUUUAAAGCCACUAUUGUUGACAAGCUACAUGCCAGAUGGAUUGUUGUAUUUCUGUAUGUUGUCUGCCUAAAGCAGCAAUUACUGCUUGAGUAUGCCAAUAGUAGAAUUCAAGAGAAGUAGAACAGGGACAUUGUGCUC